AUGGCGAGCGCGUCCUCCGGGGGCGGGGCCCCGCCUCCAUGCCAGCCGAAGCCGAGGGCUAAGCUGAAGCAGCCGAAUGAUGUGCCGUGCUGCAUCCUGCGGGUGCGCGACGCUCCGCCACGGGCGGCGCCGGGCGCAGGGUCAGACGCUCCGGCGGAGCUUCCAGCACCGCCGCGCGCGGCCGCAGAGGAGGGCACGGGCGGCGCGGGCCUCGCGCCACCGAGCUCCCCUUGCCUGGGGCAGGCAGGCCCCGCAGAGGAGGGCGCAGGCACAGCGGGGCUCGCGCUAGCGAGCCUUGGUGGCACGGGAGGCGCUGGCGCCGCGGGCGAUGACCACGCGGACGCAGCGGAGCCUCCGCCAGGGAGCCCGGGUCGCCUAGACAACGGGCACGCGGCAGUUGCUGCCGCGCACUUGUCUUGCGUGGCCGCCGAGAUUGCACGGGAGUUCGACUACGCAGACGUCUCAGCAGCGGUGGCGUGGUCGUUGGUGACCGGCCGCCGCCUGCUUCUGGAAUUUGAGCGUUCGAGCCUUCAGAUUCCUGGAGAACUCUUCGCGGAGGUGGCCGAUGCGAUGGGCAGAGCCGGAGGCGAUGUCCAGGCCAGCGUAGCUCACCAUCCAGACGAGGCGCCGCUGCGAUUAGGAGUGGGCUGGAUAUCGCGGCACGAUGAGGACUGCACUGAGUUGCAUCAUGCAUCGUCAUUGGCAGACCUUGUUGGCAAGACGAAAGGCAUCCACUUCUUCCCCGUGUACGUCUUACCAGGGUUGCAAAGUUUUUCGCCUCACGUGCCUUGCGACGGGUCCAAGUGCGGCGGCCGAGGUUUCCCGUGCAGCAGUCGCCUCGCCAGCAACUUGUCUACUCGGGGACUGAGUAUGUGGCCAGUGCUUGCGGACGGGGAUUGCCUGCCGCGCUCCGUCCUGUGGUGCAGGGGCGCACCUGACACAAAGGAGACGCGGUUGGCCGAGCGCGCGAAGGUUGCGUCCUUUCUGGCGAGCCAGGCCGCCAGCCCAGCGUGCUGCGCUGCCUGGGCGUUGGCCAUGGGGAGGUUGGCAGCGCUCUCCUCGGGAGCGCCUCCAGUGGGCCCUCCAGCGCUCGCGCUAGCGAGCGCGGGAGAGGGUGCACAGGACGAUGGCGGGAGAGAUUCCGAGACAGCAGCAUUCGUCCACGGCAUUUGCAACGCGGCUGGCCUGAACCCCACAUCAGAAAUGCCCGACGCGGGCAUCGUGCUGGGGAUGCGCAAGAAGGCUCCGCUCUUCAGAGAGAUGCUCUUCCAGUGGUUCUGCUCUUAUCGUGGAACGGUGAAGGGCCGCAUUCUUCCUGAGACGCUGAUAGACAAGGCCAAGCAUCUGCGCGCGAAGUACAUCGCGGAGCACUUGGAGACGAACCAAGCGGCGCCCCCGAGGAUCGACGUACCGAAGAUCACCAGCCAUUGGCUCAAGGACUGGCGCACAGAGUAUCACGUCAGCCUCCGAACCCCGAACAAGAGGUGGAAGGUUCCACGGUGGAUGUGGAAGGAGAGAGUGAAAAUCUAUUGGUGCAACUUGCUUCGCCUGCGCAGGUGGGUGUUUCGCCACCACGGAUACGACCCUCACAUUGAUUCUUGGGACCAGAAGCCCAUUCACAGAGCGGAGGGAGGGUCCCACGCGAGGAAGACGUUGGCGUGGAAGGGGGGGGACGUGGAAAUCGUGGAGAACCACGGGCACACGAGAGAGCGGUGGACGGCUAUGACCAUGUGCACCACAGACCAAUUGCGCGCUAGCGCGGUUCCUCCUGCGGAGCUCCUCUUCAAGGGCGGCCCAAUUGUUUUGGGUCGGCUGCAAGAGGAGUUGGAGGAGGCCCGCGCGGACAACCUGUCGGCCGCACACAAGGUCACCGUGCAGGUCUCCCCGAGCGCGUCUUACGCCACAGCGGAGGUGCUGGAGUUCAUGAGAAAGCAUCUAGAGCCUCUUCGGCCAGGGCGGGAAUGGCGGAUUGCCUCUUUGGACGUGUACGGACCUCAUCAGGCAAAGGAAUUGAUCGACGUUUGUUGGGAGCACGGUUAUGUUGGCCCCGCGCUAGUGGCGCCUGGGACCACAGGUUCCCUUCAAGGAAACGACACCCACUUGCAUGGGCCGUUCAGCGGGCACUACCAGUACAACGAAUCCGUGACAAUUUCAGCCAAGCAGGAGGCGGAUCCCGCAUCCAUGGGGAGCAUGACGCACAGAGACUGCAUCCGAUGCUUUUGCUCGGUUUGGGACAAUCCGGAUAUGCACAAGCGCGCCAGCGCGUUUGGAGUGCACAACAUGGAGUACGAUCGCGGGAACUUGCCGUGGGCGAAGGAGACCAUUGCACUCCUCGUGACAGUGUACCCGAAGAGGGGGUGCCUGGACCGUUACCUGCCCGGCCAGGACGACGAGGGGGAAUGCGUGGACCAGGACAACGAUACACCGUGGGACGAUGUUCUCCCACAGGAGGACCCCCAGGAUGCCAUCGUGGCGGCCGACGAGGAAGAGGUCCGCACGAGCGGCCCCCCCUCGAGCAGCACCCAGGGCGCGGCCGAAACAAGCGCCCAGCUGGAGAGGGCGCAGUGCGGGGUAUCGAAGGUGGAGUCCGUGGACAUCAUGAUUGAGCAUGCCCGCGCUAGCGGGCAGCAUUCUUUGCAGGCAUACUUGGAAAGGGAGCGCCUGAAACUUCUGAAGCAACUGACUGGCGCGAAGCAGGAGAACCCCGCCGUGGCCGAGGCGGUUCUCGGGCGCUUGCGUUUUGACGAACAUGAGCGCCAGAGGCGCGCAGAGGAAGCCAGAAAACACCGAGCGGACACUGAUGCUGCGAGGGGGGUUGAGGCCAAGCUGCGCGAGCACGCUUGCAGAUUAGUGCUUGCGGAGCGCGAGGUGGCGCGGCGACAAGCAGAAGAGCAGCGGCGGAAAGCCGUCGAGCACGCCGCCGUGCAUUUGGAACCGCAGAUGUUCUCUGCCGCGGUGGCAGGCAUCCGCACGGCGCAGCACAACCGUUGGAAAGCUUUCGAGCGAGUGAUGCUUGUCGGGGCUGCAUUAUCGCCAGAACAGGAACGCAACCUGCGGCACGACUGGCAGAAGUGGGAUGCGUUUGAAUCUCACAAGAACCCGCACGGCAAUGACUGGGCCAACAUGUUCAAGGCCCAUCUUUCCAGGUUGUUGGACCACUGCCGCAGUGGGAACGCCGACCGGAUCCAGGCCUG
Prorocentrum cordatum is the source of this 3194-nucleotide messenger RNA. NCBI's taxonomy places the organism in Eukaryota, Dinophyceae, Prorocentrales, Prorocentraceae. The record is from the annotation of a GenBank genome assembly.